This is a messenger RNA of Salvia splendens (bonfire salvia), 1021 nucleotides long. RefSeq names its product transport and Golgi organization 2 homolog. Lineage: Eukaryota; Viridiplantae; Streptophyta; Magnoliopsida; Lamiales; Lamiaceae. The record is from RefSeq and is a predicted model, not a curated record. The transcript has 5 exons. The coding region runs from base 54 to 851 and encodes 265 amino acids.
UGUUUCAUUUUCACACAAAGAGAGGAAAGAUUGUAGAAUAGUUGAAGAGCAAAAUGUGCAUUGCUGUGUUUAUGUGGCAAACACAUGGUGUCUACCCUUUCCUCCUUCUCCUCAACAGGGAUGAAUACCACAAUAGGGCUACCACCCCGGUCGGGUGGUGGGACGGUGGAGAGAUCAUUGGAGGCAGAGAUGAGGUUGGCGGGGGCACGUGGCUCGCCUCCUCCAAGCAGGGGAGGGUCGCGUUCCUCACCAAUGUUUUGGAGGUCGAUGUCCGCCCCGAGGCCAGGACUAGGGGAGACCUCGUCAUCCGUUUCUUAAAUAGUAACAAGAGUCCCAAGGCGUUUGCGGAGGAGUUGUCGAAGGAGGCUAACGAGUACAAUGGGUUUAACCUCAUUGUGGCUGAUCUUGUCACCAAAUCCAUGGUGUAUGUCUCCAAUAGGCCUAAAGAGGCUCCUUUCUCCAUUCAACCGGUUCCUCCGGGCAUCCACGUCCUCUCCAAUGCCAUGCUCGACUCCCCAUGGCCUAAGGCGGAGCGGUUGGAGAUGAGCUUCAAGGUGCAAGUUGACCGAUACGGGGAGGGCGAGAUCCCGGUGAAGGAGCUGGUGGAGAUGCUGAUGAGGGACACUGAGAAAGCCGACGAAAACAAGCUUCCAAACAUAUGCCCGCGCGAUUGGGAGCACAAUUUGAGCUCCAUUUUUGUUGAAGUAGAUACUCCACUGGGAAAAUAUGGGACUAGAAGCACUGCUGCGUUGACUGUGAGAGCGAGUGGAGAAGCCAGCUUUUAUGAGAUAUAUUUGGAAGGGAAAGAAUGGAAGCAGCACACAUUAACUUACUAUAUUCAGAAACUGUGAUAAACUCCACAGAAUUCAACAAUUGUAAUGUUAGUUUGAGCUUUAUUUUUAUGAUUAUAGCAUGAUUUAUUUUCUAAUGUCUUGGAGCGAAAUUGUAGUGGUGAAAUAACGAGCUCUCGACAUAGGUCAUUUGUACUUCCCUCAUAAAUGAAAUUUCUUCUUUUUCUCUA